Molecule: messenger RNA, 2829 nt
Organism: Striga asiatica
Lineage: Eukaryota; Viridiplantae; Streptophyta; Magnoliopsida; Lamiales; Orobanchaceae
Source: the annotation of a GenBank genome assembly
GUUUGAUCAGUAGGGCAUCAUUGAAGGCUCUCAGUUUCUUAAAGCCAAGACCACAAUUUCCCUUGGGUUGAGACAAUUGCUCCCAAUUAGACCAGUGGAUUUUACUUCCCCCCACCUCAUUCCUACCCCACCAGAAUUUACGAAUUUACGAGCGACUUAUUUAAAGUUUGGCCGCACGAAACAAUUUUUCAUUGCUCAAAUAAAAUAUCCACCUCAAUCGAAGACUCGUAGUACCCAAUUAAUCUUCAACUGCUUGAACUUUUAUAAAACGGAUUUACGACCGAUUUGUUUCGAUUGUGUCCAUACGAUUAACUUCCUACGGCUCAAUUAAGCUUCAACUACCUAUCAAUCUCAGCUCUUCUUUCCGAUCUUAUUGUCCAUCUCACCUCGCUCUCUGCUUGAAGGCCCCGACAAAAAAACUGAAAAUCGAUCCAAACAUCUGGAGAGUUCCUCCUCGAUCUGAUCUUGUCCGUUGGGAAUCCACUUUCAAUAGCUUGUCAAUCUUUUUCUUGGUUGAUUUUAUCCGUUUAAUCUCGAAAUAUGCCGGCGGUAUACGGAGGUCCGAUCACGACGUUCGAGGAUGCCGAGAAGGAGAGCGAGUACGGUUACGUUCGCAAGGUAUCUGGACCAGUGGUUGUUGCCGAUGGAAUGGCAGGAGCUGCUAUGUAUGAAUUAGUUCGUGUUGGGCACGACAAUCUGAUUGGAGAAAUCAUUCGAUUAGAAGGAGAUUCUGCCACUAUUCAGGUGUAUGAGGAAACUGCUGGGUUGAUGGUGAAUGACCCUGUUCUCCGAACCCACAAGCCUUUGUCCGUUGAACUUGGUCCUGGAAUUCUGGGAAAUAUAUUUGAUGGAAUUCAGAGGCCGCUUAAGACAAUUGCAAUUAAAUCUGGUGACGUGUACAUUCCUCGUGGUGUGUCUGUCCCUGCACUCGACAAAGAUACUCUUUGGGAAUUUCAGCCAAAGAAAAUAGGAGAAGGAGAUCUUUUAACAGGUGGUGACUUGUAUGCGACUGUUUUUGAGAACACUUUAGUGCAACAUCAUGUCGCUCUUCCACCUGAAGCUAUGGGUAAAAUAACCUACAUCGCACCACCGGGCCAAUACUCGUUGAAGGAUACUGUCCUUGAGCUUGAGUUUCAAGGUGUCAAAAAACAGUUUACCAUGCUUCAGACCUGGCCCGUACGUACACCUAGGCCUGUAGCUUCCAAGCUUGCUGCUGACACUCCUCUCUUGACUGGACAGCGUGUACUUGAUGCUUUAUUUCCGUCUGUGCUUGGUGGUACUUGUGCCAUUCCUGGCGCAUUUGGUUGUGGGAAAACUGUUAUCAGUCAGGCACUCUCCAAGUAUUCUAACUCGGACACUGUGGUUUAUGUUGGCUGUGGAGAAAGAGGAAAUGAAAUGGCUGAGGUGCUUAUGGAUUUCCCUCAAUUGACUAUGACCCUGCCUGAUGGUCGUGAGGAAUCUGUCAUGAAACGUACCACGCUCGUAGCUAAUACCUCCAACAUGCCUGUGGCUGCUCGUGAGGCUUCAAUUUACACUGGAAUUACCAUAGCUGAAUACUUCAGAGAUAUGGGAUACAAUGUCAGUAUGAUGGCAGAUUCAACCUCUCGUUGGGCAGAGGCAUUGCGUGAAAUUUCUGGUCGACUGGCUGAGAUGCCUGCAGACAGUGGAUAUCCUGCUUAUUUGGCGGCGCGUUUAGCAUCGUUCUAUGAGCGUGCUGGGAAAGUUAAAUGUCUUGGUGGGCCUGAAAGAAACGGAAGUGUCACUAUUGUUGGUGCAGUUUCUCCUCCAGGAGGAGAUUUUUCAGAUCCUGUUACAUCUGCUACCCUCAGUAUAGUUCAGGUUUUUUGGGGUCUGGACAAAAAACUGGCUCAGAGGAAGCAUUUCCCAUCCGUGAACUGGCUCAUUUCUUACUCAAACUAUUCAGGAGCAUUGGAAUCCUUCUAUGAGAAGUUCGAUCCAGAUUUUAUUGACAUCAGGACAAAAGCUCGUGAAGUUCUGCAGAGAGAAGAUGAUCUGAAUGAAAUUGUGCAGCUUGUAGGGAAAGAUGCUCUAGCUGAAUCAGAUAAGAUUACCCUGGAAACUGCCAAACUCUUGAGGGAGGAUUAUCUUGCCCAGAAUGCAUUUACUCCGUAUGAUAAAUUUUGCCCGUUCUACAAGUCAAUUUGGAUGAUGCGCAACAUCAUUCAUUUCUACAAUCUGGCUAAUCAGGCUGUGGAGCGGGGUGCUGGUAUGGAUGGACAGAAGAUAACAUACACCCUUAUCAAGCAUCGUCUCGGAGAUUUGUUUUACCGUUUGGUCUCUCAGAAAUUCGAGGAUCCGGCUGAAGGAGAGGAUGUUCUGGUUUCCAAAUUUAAGAAGCUUUAUGACGAUUUGACAGCUGGCUUCCGCACUCUUGAGGAUGAAACUCGAUGAGGAAUCUUUGUAUGAUUAUUAUUAUGAUUAUACCAUUCGCCUAUUUGAUCCUCCAUCUCGAUGAAGAAUGUAGCAAGGCAUGGUAGUUUGUGAGGCUUUGAUAGAGAUUCACGCUGUGGUUAUUGUUGAAAUAUUUGUUUAUUUGUGUAGCCAUAUUUCUUAUGUAAUUUGUUAAUUGCCCCAAUGAUUUUUGGUGCGUAAGUAAUAAGGGUGGCAUUAGUUAGGUAAUAUUUUUUUACGACACAUUCUUGUCGCAAUAAUAAAUUGUACGAGCACAAAUUGAGAAGCGUUGUUUUUUUACCAAAAACCAUGUAUUUGUAUUGAUUUAUCCUAGCUAUUGUGCUUUUCCACAAGUUUUUAAGUCCUUCAGACUAUAAAUUCGGCCAGAGUUCAACUAGUUUAAGCUAUACAUGUGUG